CAGGAAGCCCUUUCAGGUUUCUGCAGUGGGCUGCUUAACUCUGACAGUCACAGUUGAAGCCGCUCAGGCUGUUUCUGUUGGUCUGUGCGCAGAGUCUGUUAUCAAAUGUAUUUUAGCAAAAAGGCAGACAUAUGCUGGACACCCACUGCGGCAGGCGUCCGUGUUGUACCAGUCGUCUCUGAAGUCCCUCGUUAGCUGCAGAGAGAGAGGGAACGGCCAUGCCUCUGCUGUGAUAAUGGAUCGCAAGACCACCGGCAGAAACGGGAAGAAAAGGUGCAGCAACUAUAAAAACGUGUCGGAGCCCGAGUACGACGUGGUGGAUGACCCGGAAGUGACUCAUGCGCGCAUACUUCCUGCCAGGCCCAUGCAUGAUGAGAGAGAGUAUGCAGAUAGGGAUCUCCCGAGGGCACAGUCGGCUACGAUACUCCCAUCACUCUGCGCCGCCAACGUGCCGCAGAGGGAAAUCCCACCUCCUUCAGUCAGCGGUCCUGCAGUAAACCGGGACCUUAAACCAGGCAGAAGAAAGUUCAGAUUAGAUAAGAAGCCCUUGCCUUGGCUACCAGUAGAGCAGCGCUCACACAGGCGAUCUCCAUCACCUCCGACGGAGAUAGUGAAUCAAUUGCCUUGGCUGGCGAUAGACGAAUGCUGCAGGAAAGGGCGGCAGAGAGAGACUAAAAAAGCUGAACUCAGUUUAAAACCCAAAGGUCUGCAGCGUGCUGAUAGUGUUUCAUCCCUUCAUUCCAACCUAAAAAAUUCUCUGGAUUUGGAAACUCAUCAUUUAGAAAGAAGUUCACAACAAAGUAUAGAGAGGGGGCGAUCAAAACGUCAUCACCACGAGUGGCCUCAAACCAAAGGAGACGUUGACCAGCAUGACUUUGUUCCAAUGGAAAAGCCUCAACAGACAAACAGCGAAGAAGACUGGUAUGUUGGGGCUUGUACUCGAGCAGACGCUGAACACGCCUUACACCUGGUAAACAAGGACGGAGCCUUUUUGGUACGAGACUGCUCCACGAACACCAACGGGGAGCCCUUUGUGUUGGCCGUGUAUCACGAGAAGAAGGUUUACAAUAUCAAAAUCCGGUUCAUCGUGAGCUCCGGCAAGUACGCCCUGGGAACGGGGCAGCGGUCGAGCGAUCUGUUUGACUCUGUAGCAAACAUCAUCAAGAUACACUCCAUAUUCCCAAUAAUGCUCGUCAGCGGGAGGACCAUGCCCCGAAGACAAGGCCCAGAAACCUGCGUGCUGACGUUUCCCGUGACAAAAGAGGAUCUCGUCACACUGCUGGAGUGACGCGUGAAGAUAAUCGGCUCAAUCUGUCAUGGAAAAGAAAAAAAGCUCAGGCGCUCAGCCUUUAUGUUUUUAAGUGUUAAUGAAAGACAGUGGAAUGAUGUCAUAGAUUUAGCUGUUUGGCAAUGGAAAAUAACCACCAAAUUACCACUGAAGAUCAACAGCAGCCUGUUUGGAAAAAGAUGCCUGAGUAAACAACUUGUGAGUGUUUACCUGUGUCAAAUAAAAAGAACGUCUGUACCGUCUCAUUA
Molecule: messenger RNA, 1536 nt
Organism: Gasterosteus aculeatus aculeatus (three-spined stickleback)
Lineage: Eukaryota; Metazoa; Chordata; Actinopteri; Perciformes; Gasterosteidae
Gene: clnk
Product: cytokine dependent hematopoietic cell linker
Biological process (GO): intracellular signal transduction; cell surface receptor protein tyrosine kinase signaling pathway
Source: RefSeq, a predicted model, not a curated record